This is a messenger RNA of Caenorhabditis auriculariae, 3741 nucleotides long. Lineage: Eukaryota; Metazoa; Nematoda; Chromadorea; Rhabditida; Rhabditidae. The record is from the annotation of a GenBank genome assembly.
AUGACUGGACGAAGUAAGUUUUUUUGCGGCUGUUGAAUUAAUGAAAAUCUUUCAGACAAUGCUCCGAAAGGAUACGCGAAGUCGACCUUCGCCAGCGAUCGUAAUUUUAUUUUCAAUUAUAGCUCACACUUUCUUUUUCAAUCAGUUACAAAUUUGAAAACAUUCAAGAAAAUUUCAGGUCGCCGUAGCGAUACUCGCCGUCAACAAGUCGAACGUGGUAAAUUUUCCUCUUGAAGUUGGACUUUAAUACACGAUUUAUUGUCAGCACGUCGCGGUGGACUCCGGCCACAGCAACAGCGACCUCCUGCACCUCUUCCAGAAGCUCAAGCGCCUGUCGUUCGUCUUCAGGCUCCAGUUCCUGCUCCUCGUCGUGAGGCUCUAGCCGAACAACUUCCUGCCGCUCAACCGGCUGUGGCUGCUCCGAUGGGACAUCAAGACCUCUUGGCUGGUUUGUUAUCAGAACGUCUUCCGAUUCCGAUAAUGAGAUGAUGAACACUAGUUAUUUUAUAACAUUUCUAGUUUUAGAUAAUGUAUCUGGCUGAUGAAUUGUUUGUGAGAUCUUAAAACUUAUGAAGGUCCUUAUAAAUUUUUUAAAAAUGUUUUUUUGGAUAUUUUUCGCGUAAUCUGUGAAGCCAAACUCAAAAUUGUAACUGAUAGUUUUCCACUGAUUAAGUCUACUUUGUUUCCUUCCAAAAUACGAAUAUCUAUUUUCAGGCGCCUCUAAUCUUGGACGUGGCGCAUCUCUUUCUGUUCGAGGAGGCCGCGGUGCUCCAAGACAUGAGCCGGCCAGCUUCAUCGACAGUAAGUCGUUAUUUGGAUCACAAUUUAUUUUCAGAAGCUUUAGAUGACAGACAAAAAUUCUUUGUUUUGAGUUGCUUAUAAACUUGAAGAUUUUUUACAAGCAGAAUGAGAAUAAUUUCAGGUUCAGCUGGUAGAGGCGGACGUGGAGGCGGUCCUGCUCGAGCCGGUCUCCGUCGAAGCGAUCGAGUUGCGGCUCGACAUGUCGCUUUUUACGAUCUCGACGGUACUAUCAAAAUAUAUCAUUAGUUACAAAAACUGUCGUUUUUUUCAAACCUUAAAUUUUUGGCAAAUAUUUAGAUGGGGAUAGAUUUAGGUUCAACCUCUCAGAAUUGGGAAGGCUCAAAAAAAUUCGAUAAUUUUAACUAAUCAAGAUUGAAUAGGAAGUUAUAUCGGUAUUAAAAAAAGAGGACUGCAACAUUAGAAAUGAGAAUAAAGAUUUUUCUUGAGAAAUGCUUUGGAAACGAUUUUUUUCCAAAUCGCUUCAUUCUGCGAAACAAUAUUUCUGAGUUUUUCUUUCCAAAUGUUGAAUUUUACUCAACUUUUAAAUUUCAGCUGACGAGGGAGAGGAGCUUUUGGAUCUCGACGAGAUUGUAGCCGCGUUCCGACCAGCGAAUCCUGCUGACGAUCCUACCGUCGGCAGGCAGGCGACUGCUGAGAACAUUUCCAGUAAGUUUCUCAAAAUUUCAUCAUUUCAAGUUAUGAUAUCUCCCAAAAAAACUCGCUUCAAACAAAACGAGGUGCAAAUCGAAAAUCUCAGAUUUCGGUAUAAGUUACAAUUUACUUCAUCAUUUGAUGAGAAAACAGCCAUGCAUUUUUUGAAAAUCCUAAAUACCGAAAUAUUUUUUUAUGACACAAAAGUUUCAGCCGUUUCCCAGUCGCAAAGCCAGGACAGCGUCUCUUCCUCUGAGCCGGUCACUAAACGACAGAAAAUUGAAGGACCGAAUGGUGAGUUUUUAGGAGUUAUAUUCAAAAAAAGAGUUCAGGAAAGAUUUUUCUCUUCUUUCGAACAAAAUUAUUUUUUUGAAAUGUUGCAACUUUUCAUAAUUCAUUUCAACACUGAAACUUUCAGCUACCGCAGAAGUUGCUGAUCCACAGCAACCAAGUGAAGGUUUCAAGCAACCUGAGGUUCCUGUUCGUCGACAGAGAAACUAUCACGCAGUUUUGGCACCCAACCAACCAGGUAAGAUUUCCAAAAAUUAUAAAAAAAAGUCUUGAAGUGAAAAAAGUAAACUAAAAAUGCAUCUGAUUUAUUUUUAGUGCCACAAGGUCCUCCGCCGCACAUCUACUUUUACGGCUUCCGGUACACUUUGGAUUGGAGCGCACCGCCUGUCCAGGGAGUUGACACCACAGGAACCACCACGGAGCAGUUGCCGAGUUCGCGUGAGUUGGAUGGUUUUUUUUUAACUCGACAAAUGGAAAAUAUUAACAAGAAACUGAGCUUUGCCAACAAUUGAAGAUUUUCGUAUUACUUUAAAGUUUUAAAAUACUUUCAAAGAUUUGUUUACAGUUUCAACACUGCUAGAGAAUUUCUGAGAGCCAUCGAAUUGUUUUUGAACUUUUGAAAUUAUUAGUUUUUUUCUGGGAAUCUUAAAACAUUAUUGGAAAGUUUUCAGACGCCAACAGCACCGUCGAUGAUAGCUUUGCUUCCUCACCUGCCGUGGCCUCGCAGGACCACGGCAGGCUCAGCCAGGCUUCUCUGGCCACUGUGCCGUGGUCUAGUCGUGAGUUUCUUUUUUAUUGUAAUUCAUUUUUGAAUUGAGCACUAGGGUGUGAGAGUAUUGAGUAUGAACCAGGUUUUCAGAAUCUCUUCUAGAAUGUCAAAAACUUUUCAAACUUCUGAGAUAUCUUUCCAACUUAUGAAGAUUCAGAGACUGAUGCAAAUUCGACGAGGAUUGAGAGCCCGGCUGCGUCGUCUUCAACUCUUGGGCUGAUGACCGGUGUCUCUCCGAACAUGUCGACAGUUCCUUCAAACAUGCCAGCAGUUCCUCCGACGAUGCCGCGGGCUCUGGACUUGAAUACAUCCGAACUGCGCUCGCCUCAUUUCGAUUGUCAGUUUUGCUAGCAACUUUUUUUGUUUUUCCUUCAAGGCGAAAUUCUUCUCAAAAACAUUUUUCUGAAUUGGGAAUACCAAUCUUAAUUUCAGAUUCACACAUCAGCAUUAUCGAUGUCGCCAUGGCCAGGAACGUGUCGGAUGAACGCGAAAGAACCGCGUCUUCUGGUUAGUUUCACUCCGAUCGUUUUUUUCUUCAACUUCAGCUCUUCUGAGAUAUUUCCAGACUGAUAAGAAAAAAUAAACAUCGGAAUUUAGAACGAGAUGUCAGCGUGAGUUUCACCGUCAAUGCCGUCGACCUGGAACUCGACAACUCGGUCGGAUCAGUUGCCGACGGCGUUCGGGCCGCCGGCAGGCCCAGCCAGUUGUCUUCGACCCACGCGAUUGGUUAGUUACUCAAAAAUUCUAACAUUCAAAACCGAUAGAUAUUAAGGAAAUUUUUUCCCUCAAAGUUUUCCCUAGUUUGACUUGAAUUGCUACGGUUUGGAUAUAUACUUCUACUGAUUUCCGUCUUCCUGAUUUUUCAGAAAAGAUUUCAUUCUAUAUUCAGUCUAGCAAUUUUUUGACUUGAAUGAAAAAAAUAUUGAGCAAACUUAACUUUCAGCGUCCGUCGACCCGACGACUGAAACCACGAUUCCGGCAUUCAUUGCGAACCAUCCGCAUAUUGGUUUGUCUUUUUUUCAUUUUGAGGCUGAUAAUUGAAGAUGAGACCGUUUCUCGGAUUGUAGUUCUGAAUUCGAUAUUUCAUUGCUUCUUGAAGGAAAUUAUCUUCAUUCAAUUGAGGACUAUUUUUUUCAGAGCCAACUCCGGAUCCCAAUGCGCCGAAGCCGAUGCCGACAUUCGAAGUUUUUUUCCGAACAGGAGCCAAGGGAUUUUACGAUUCUCCAUAA